Saccostrea cuccullata (small rock oyster) is the source of this 894-nucleotide messenger RNA. RefSeq lists its product as uncharacterized. NCBI's taxonomy places the organism in Eukaryota, Metazoa, Mollusca, Bivalvia, Ostreida, Ostreidae. The record is from RefSeq and is a predicted model, not a curated record. Bases 1 to 894 code for a protein of 297 amino acids. The transcript is spliced from 2 exons.
AUGGAUCACAUUCCUCGUCUAUCUGAGGUCCUGUACGUGGGUCUGUGUCGUAAGAUAGGGACACCGAAAGAAGUGGCCAUCAGAAGGGACGUGAGGGACAUGGAGGAGAUGAUAGAGAAACCUGUACAUGUGUGUUCUGGACGUAGACGUAUAUAUACUGGUAGUUAUAGGGAGGGUUUUAGGUUUCACUCCUCUGAUCGGGAUGUGAUGUAUUGGUUUCUUAGCCAUAAAAUUAUAAGCAAUAUUUCUCAGUUCACCAUUUACGAUGCAUCAAAACAUACCAUUAUCCUAAUGGAGGACACAGAUACACCGCCUGGAUUUGUCCGAUUACGACUUCUUACGCAGCCAAGGGACGACUUUAUCAGUUCAGCACUUGUUUCCUUGAAGGGUACACAUUAUCUUUCAAAUUUGUUAUGGAAAGAAAAGUGGUUGCAAAAGACUAAAGAAAUAAAAGCAAUUAAAAAUGUGGACGGUCAUGGUCCCUGUUCAACUGGUUAUGUCGGCGAUAUUGAACUCGAUUAUGCUUUAUGUUUUAUCAGUAAACAUUGGACAAUAAUAACAAGUAAUUGGAUUGAACGAUCUUAUAAAUACACCUGGCCUCCUGCUUAUGUGUUCGCUAAAAUUCUGAACAACGGUUUUCAUUUCGUUGCUAUUGGGAAUAAUAUUUUUUCUCCUUCCUACGAAUUAGAGUGGAGAUUAUCGUUUUCUCGAGCCGAACAAAAAUUAGUGUGCACCAUGAACCAUACCCAAUUUUUGUGUUACGGACUUCUGAAAAUAUUUCUGAAGGAGAAUGGGCGUGUCUUGUCUUCUUCUGAGUCCGACUCUCAGAUCAAUCCUCGAUCCAGCUCUAAGGACUCCGUCGUUUGCGGUUCAUUUUGUCGAGGGUCAUGUUAA